AUGGGAUUUUUCAUUCAAGAUCUUCAUCGACAAAUCGAACAAUUGCAUACAGAAGCACAUAAAACUUCAAAGAUGAUUAUUUAUCGAGGUCAAGGAUUGUCUAAUGAUGACUUUGAAAAGAUUAAGAAAAGCGAAGGUGGUCUUCUUUCUUUUAAUAAUUUUUUAUCAACAAGCAUUGAUCAAGAUGUUUCAUAUAGUUUUGCUGAAAGUGUUGGAGAUAAUUCUUAA
Rotaria sp. Silwood2 is the source of this 228-nucleotide messenger RNA. Lineage: Eukaryota; Metazoa; Rotifera; Eurotatoria; Philodinida; Philodinidae. The record is from the annotation of a GenBank genome assembly.